GCGGGAGAAGCAGAUGGUGAUGGGCGAGAGCAAGAGGAGUUCGGGACAAAGAUGACCUUCUGCACGCUAGCGGGCACGCUUGGUGAGGUUGGACGUCCUGGAGACCCCCUCGACGACGCGAGCCCUCGAUGAUCGAUGACCGCGUUGGCGAAGAGCGACCCCCUCCCCAACCGCCCUCGGGUGGCCUGCCACCCGAGAGACCUCCUCGCUAUUGGAGAAGCCCUCUUCGCUCGCCAUGCGAUCCCCUCACCUCGGAUGAAAACGACGUUGAAAGCCUUAGCGGAAGACUGACGUCCUCAUCCAUAAUGGACGACUCGCUCUUGAUUGGCGACUUGCUCGCUGUUGAUGCACGCGCUCGCCAAGAUGGGAAACCUCACCGGACGAACGGUCUCCUCGCCAGCCGCAAGUCGCCUCGCCAGCCGCAAGUCAUCACGCCAUUCACGAAGAACUCCUCGUCGACGAAAGGCACCCCUCGUCGACGAAGAACACCGCUCGUCGACGAAGAGCAUCUCCCUCGUCCACCCCGAACGUCCUCGUAUCGUCGACGAGAAUCUCGUCGGCCGCCAUCUAUCGUCGCUGGGCAUCGUGGCCCUCCCGCGCCACCGAACCCCCUCGCACCGUCAACGCACCAGAUGGUCAUUUCUUCAUCGGCACAUCCGACAUGCAUCCUCCUUCUCAUCGGCCUGUCCGACACGUACCGACGCAUGCCAGACUGGACGGACAGUCACGGUCAGGAGUCCGAAGUCCUUCGUUGGGUGGUCAGAUCAUCAGCAGAGCACUCGCCAACGCACCUUCCAUUGCCAUCUAUCACCGCAUGGGCAUAGUCCCUCCAAUCUGAACCCUCAACUGAAGGGCCUGCGUCGUGUUCGCCAGAGUCCCGCGGUCCGCCGCAAAGUCCCUCCGUCCGGUCGUAGACGCACUCCGUCCGGUCCGUCGAACCAUCACCCGAAUCG
Molecule: messenger RNA, 953 nt
Organism: Schizophyllum commune H4-8
Lineage: Eukaryota; Fungi; Basidiomycota; Agaricomycetes; Agaricales; Schizophyllaceae
Exons: 3
Coding region: 129-824 (231 amino acids)
Source: RefSeq, a predicted model, not a curated record